This is a messenger RNA of Cylicocyclus nassatus, 388 nucleotides long. The record is from the annotation of a GenBank genome assembly. Lineage: Eukaryota; Metazoa; Nematoda; Chromadorea; Rhabditida; Strongylidae.
AGAUAUGGUACCUUCAAUAUUCGUCGUGCUGCUCGCUUCAAGCAUUGUCACUUUGGCUGUGGCUGCUCCACCAAAGGUGGUACUCGAAGAAAAUCCUUUGGUUUUUGGAACAAUUCAAGGUAGCCCAAUAAUUGCCGUCAUCCACGGCCAAUCCGAUCCAGUCAAAGAAGACGUACAAGCAAAAGACAGUGAAAAUGAUCCACUAGAAAAAAUGCUCUCUCUUAUGGCGUAAAACAACCAAAGCAAUUCUUAUAGUUUUACUAUACAUUGACGGUUACUAUGUAUCAAAUCUUGUACAUAUACGGUAUUGUUACACAUUUCAUGUCACUGUCAUACCUAUUAAUGCAUGUUGACAAGUUGACGUUCUUCAUUCUUGUCUUCGUAAGGG